Molecule: messenger RNA, 468 nt
Organism: Lathyrus sativus (Indian pea)
Lineage: Eukaryota; Viridiplantae; Streptophyta; Magnoliopsida; Fabales; Fabaceae
Source: the annotation of a GenBank genome assembly
AUGGAAAAUGAUGGUACCUCUCAAACACAAUAUCCACCUAUCUCACAAGAAAGUACACAUCAACCAAUUCCCAUUGAAAGUGGUAACAUAUCAUUUGAAGCUCCUCCUCCUACACCAAAUGAUAAUAUGGAGGUUAAUAGUGAAACAACUGAAAAUCGUCAACCCAGACUUAAAAGUAUUAUAUGGGAUCAUUUUACAAAGGUCAAAGUUGGUGAAAAAGUUAAGGCUAAGUGUAAUUAUUGCUCAAAGUUGCUUAAUGGUUCAUCAAAUGAUGGGACAAUACAUUUAAAAGUACAUAUGGAUUAUUGUCCUAAAAAGAAGCUUUUGAAACCAUCUGAGAAAGGACAAACAUUUCUUACGCCUAAAACCAUGCAAGGUAAACAAGAGUUGAGUAUUGGAAUUUAUGAUGCAGAAAUUGCUAAGAAAGAGCUUGCACAUGCAAUUAUUUUGCAUGAAUAUCCGCUUUGA